AUGGGUGCAGUAUUUUUGCUGUUGUUUCUUUUGCUGAACAUUGUUUGCGUAUGCAAUGGAGGUAUUACUAGCAGUUAUGUUAGGAAGCUUUAUGCGUCUGUAGACCUGCCCAAAGAAGCUUUUCCUCCUCCUCCAGGAUACAAUGCCCCCGAGCAGGUUCAUAUAACCCAAGGAGAUGUUGAUGGACGGGCCAUGAUUAUUUCAUGGGUUACACCCGCGUUGCCAAACCCUAACUAUGUGGUCUAUUGGGCGGCAGAGGGCAAGCACAAAAACAAGCUCAAAAAGGGUCAUUCCUCGGUUAAAACUUAUAAAUACUAUACUUAUGCUUCUGGCUACAUUCAUCAUGCCACCAUCAAACACCUUGAGUUUGACACUCAGUAUUUUUAUGAGAUUGGAAUCCGUCGAUUCUCCUUCAAAACUCCUCCCCAAUUAGGGCCAGACGUUCCAUACACAUUUGGCAUUAUAGGUGAUUUGGGACAAACACAGGAUUCUCGUCAGACGCUUGAGCAUUAUGUGUCCAACCCGAAAGGGCAAACUGUGCUAUUUGUGGGUGAUCUUUCUUAUGCAGAUGAUCAUCCGAACCAUGACAAUGAGAGAUGGGAUACAUGGGGCCGCUUUAUUGAGAAGUGUGCUGCAUAUCAGCCAUGGAUUUGGACUCCUGGCAAUCAUGAAAUUGAUUUAGCUCCAGAACUUGGAGAAAAUGUUCCUUUCAAGCCAUAUAUGCAUAGAUACCACGUACCCUACAAGGCAUCACAGAGCACCUCCCCACUUUGGUAUUCCAUUAAGCGUGCAUCCGCAUACAUCAUCGUCCUAUCUUCUUACUCAGCAUAUGGUAAAUACACUCCUCAAUACAGAUGGCUCGAAAAUGAAUUAUCCAAAGUUAACCGAGCUGAGACGCCAUGGCUUUUUGUUCUUGUUCAUGCACCAUGGUAUAACAGUGACGACUACCACUAUAUGGAAGGUGAAACCAUGAGAGUUCAGUUUGAAUCCUGGUUUGUUAAGAACAAAGUCGAUAUCGUUUUUGCUGGUCAUGUCCAUGCCUAUGAACGAUCGGAGAGAAUAUCGAAUAUAAAGUACAACAUAACAAAUGGACUGAGCGCUCCAGUGAAGGAUCCUUCAGCACCAAUAUAUAUUACUAUUGGUGAUGGUGGUAACAUUGAAGGCCUUGCUAACAGUUUUACUGAACCGGCACCAAGUUAUUCUGCAUUUCGGGAAGCAAGCUUCGGGCAUGCGGUUCUCGAGAUUAAAAAUCGGACUCAUGCCUUCUAUACUUGGCACCGUAACCAGGAUAAUAAUGCCGUUGUUGCUGAUAAUCUUUGGAUACAUAAUAGGUACUAUUAUCCAGAAGAAGAAUCAUAG
Alnus glutinosa is the source of this 1359-nucleotide messenger RNA. Its product is annotated as purple acid phosphatase 25-like. Gene Ontology annotation, molecular function: metal ion binding; acid phosphatase activity. The record is from RefSeq and is a predicted model, not a curated record. NCBI's taxonomy places the organism in Eukaryota, Viridiplantae, Streptophyta, Magnoliopsida, Fagales, Betulaceae. Bases 1 to 1359 code for a protein of 452 amino acids. The transcript has 8 exons.